GAAAAAUAUUUAAAGGUGAUGAUAAAACAAGACGUAGCAAUAACGGCCAAAGACGAAGACGACUAAAGACAGUGGCAAACUGGAAAAGUUUAAGCGUUAUCUUUGGAACUGAGCGGAACCUUCUAAAAAGCCCGUUGGAAUGGCAUCUCUGUUGGUAAAAAUCUUGUGUGUAGUUUGCAUGUAUGGCUUCGGGCCACUCAACAGCAAUUUUGUGCAUGGAGCAACGGACUCGUCCUUGGCUUGGGACAUUCGAAUCCGUGAGACGCUGAACAAGCUUCAAACCAGACCAUGUUGGGGCCGUUCGAGAGGAUCUCAGUGCGAUGACUCCAUGAUUGUCGGUAUGGAUACGCGCAAAAUGAGACUGUUUAUUGCACAAGGCCAGAAAAAGUCCAGCCUAAGAGUUGUACUACCAGACAGAAGACAGCGGCGUCUGACUUCACGUUCCCACCGGAAUGACUCCUACGACGCGGUCUUUGUGCUUGAUCCGUAUCCCGACACAAACUUCGGCCAUGUUGUGUUCAUUUUUCUGGUGGACUUUGAUAUGAAUCAGACUGUUUGUCGCAACAUGAAUGGUGUUCCUGUUAAUACUGGACGGGAAGAAUGCAUCAGGAGAGCAGAAAAGGUACACUGCAAAAACCGUAUUGCCCACAGACAAGUUAAGUGUGAAAUCAAUUUUAUACCGCUGGUAUAUUCUGUGAACGACGGAAAACGUAAACAGCUUCUCCAUUGCCAUGGAAGUCUAAGUACGCGCCAAUUUGCACGCUGUGGAAAACGUGAUGAUCAGAACGAACUUUCACCGCCUUGCAGUGGCAAUUCUGCGCAUAGAUGUUCGAUUGGAAAUCGUCCCAAAUCUCAGGAUUUUUGCUUUCAUACCACUUGUGACCAUGCCGUGUUGGUGUCCGGUGGCUGGAAUCCGGACACGAACCACCCACGAUAUCGCCAAAAUCUUCAUCAAAUGUGGAAACUGCUACACUCCGAAAUGCAUUACAAGCCGGAAAAAAUAGUCACUUUCUUUGGCCAGGGUCAGAAAAGUGAACUUCACGAUAGACAAAGAGACAACUCUUUCUUCGCAAGAAAUCCAACAGGGGUCAAAGAGUACAUCAAGAAGCUUUGUGGAUCUCGUAAUUGUGCAGAUUCCAUCACACUCUAUCUCACUGGGCCGUCGACUAGCGAUGGCGCUCUUCUGUUCCACGACAACGGGGACGGCAUCACCGAUGAUUCUGAGCUAUACACGCCAAAACAACUUCUAGAAGACGUGAAAAACUGCACUGCAACAAGACUCUUUAUCGUGGCUGAUUACAGCUAUUCUGGUGCCAUGGUUAACAGAAUUACCAGCAGAAUGCGCCGACAUCCUGAUCAAUUUAAGAAUUUGGUGGCUACUUCUUCUGGCUCUUGGGAUGAAUACUCGUGGAGGAGUGAGUUUACUGAGGCGUUUGUGAGACACAAUAAAGAAGGAAGGAGAACGAAAUGCGUGGCAGAUGUUUUCGAGGAAAUCAAACAAGAAUUUCACACGAAGGGCGCGUUGUCCACUCCGCUUAAGACGCCAAGAGAUGGGGGUAGAUCCAACACCACUUACACCACGCUAAGUGGGAGAAGAUGCAAUGAAACGCGGCUUACAGCGAAAUUUUCCAGACCUUGCCAACUGAUACCGAUCGAUAAAUUGCUACAAAAGCCAGACCCGAAUGGUAAUAAUUGAACGUUUAUGGCUCUUAAAAUAGCUGUAAAUAUGAUAGACGAUGUAAAAGCUCUCAUGAUAAAAUAAGAGAUGGCGUAGGUGGAUAAGAUAGAUUUUUGGGAUGCUUACAUAUUUAUUACCAAUCUUUAAACAAAAAAGGAUCGAUUUGAGAGUUUCCUUCUUACAAUUAAGUGUCAGGUGUACUUGCAUAAAAUGCUUCACUAGUUGGAAAAAAAAACCCCAGAAAAACAGCAGUUAGAAUGUAUUUUCUUUCUGUCAAAAUAUUUCGCCCGGUCGAGCGAAUAUCGUUGAUUAAGCCCUAUAUAUUGAUCACGCAAAGUAGGUUUUGAUAAGUGUCUAAUAUAGUCACACUAUAAUGUUUUAAUGUACAAAGUAAAAAGAGUUUAAUUUUUUUUUUUAAAUCUUUAGCUAAGGUAAAGUAGAUCGACGAAAGCUUGUAGUAUAGGUAUGCAUUAAGAGGAGAGGUAAAACUAAGCUAACCAGAUAGAAAAUUCAUCCCGAAACAAAGUAAUGCUGUGAAACCUUUUCUGCAGGACACAGUACAGGUAUAUGUCUUCUGUGUUGGAGUCAUCAUUAGUUCGCAAUUUUACGGUGUAAAAUGCCUAAGUAUGCGGUUUGUAGGCCCGCAAGGAAUGUAAUUUAUGUAUCUUAGAAUAGCGGUUAUUUGUCUUCAACUCAGUGACGAUUUAUAUUGAGCUGCUACGAUAAAAAGGACAAAUAUUGGUGAUUAGGUAUUGUCAGAAACAAGGAUAUUUUGCUCGUAUUUCUGCCUUAAGGCGGAAAAAUGUUACUCAACCAUGAAAAACGUGCGCAAUUUGCGACGUUUUCUUCUAAGCUACACAAACAAUAUGAGUAGAUUCGGCAGGUAAGAUGAAGAAAGACGCAUAUUUGGACUUGAAGAUACAGGGCGUCUUCCCUUGGGGAAAGGGCCUUGAAUAUUCUCGAUAUAGAACAGUACAACUAUUUUUCAUCUUGACGAAAACAACUUGACGGUGUUGGCGACUGCGUCAUAAGUUAAUAGUCUAAAGAUCUCUGUAAAUAACAGGAACUUCUACAUUGUUUGAGAGUGUUACUCUAGAGAUCCACUCGAAGCUUCUCAGACGCUGCUCUAAAAUGGCUCGGAGCAGCCAGUCUCCUUUCGUCAGUCAUGUGAAGAGUAAAAUGGCGAACUGCCAUAAAAACUAGAUACGAAUGAAACGUAUCGUAUAUAAACAUACCUAGUGUUACCCUAGUCUAGUUCAAUAAGCCGGACUUAUAUUAAACAGAAAUUCGUCUUUUCAAGAAAUUCAUUACAGUGCUAACCAAAUGCUUAGAUUAUAGCGAGAAGGGGUAAGGUUUUCUCUUUCUCAUAGAAAAGACAUUGGUCCUUAGCAAAGAAGCCCUACUUGAGAUGUCUAUAAAACGAUACUUAUGUUACGACAAACGGUCUGAGUUACCGGAAGGUUCUCUUGUCAUAAUCUUCAAGAGUUCGCUGAAGCAAUAUAACAUGUAAAACACAAGAAAACGGCUUCUACGGAAUAGCAGUUAAUUUUAACGGAGCAGUUUGCUCCUUCCUUAUCGCAUUUCGCUUUAGAUUAAAGUAGAAUUUAUAACUGUACUUUAAGCAGUGUAGAAUACUAGGAUACUAGAGAUUGUAAGCGAUGUAAACAAUGUAAAUAUAUGACUAAACAAAAAACGUUAGAAUU
Molecule: messenger RNA, 3381 nt
Organism: Pocillopora damicornis (cauliflower coral)
Lineage: Eukaryota; Metazoa; Cnidaria; Anthozoa; Scleractinia; Pocilloporidae
Source: RefSeq, a predicted model, not a curated record